CAGUGGCCGCGCGCGAGGCUCUGAGACUCCGCCUCCAGCCUCGCGCUCAAAGCGGGAAUCCUAAGCGGGGCGAGCACGCGCGCAGCUCUCAAUAAGCGCGAGCGGCACGGAAGCCAAUGAAAGCCACAGCAGGGCGAGUCAAACACUGUUUAUCUGGUUUUAGAGGAAAUUUGUGACGGAAUAUCAUCAGGCCAGUGAAACUGCUUUCAAGUAUGGAGGCCAGUGGCGGUGGUUGGCAGAGUGAACCCAUGACCUCUUGCUUCUUUGGCAACAUCUCCUCCGAGAACGCCAGCACGGGUCGGAUAUAUGAGGUGGCCGUGCAGUCAGCGAAUGGCUCGACAAAACGCAGUCCACAGUUUGUCGGGGUGGAAUUGCUCCAAUCUUACAAACUUCUUAUCAUUCCUUGCUAUAUGAUGGUUGUACUAGUGGGAGUUUUCGGGAACUAUUUACUGCUUUAUGUCAUUUGCCAGACCAGGAAGAUGCACAAUGUAACUAAUUUCUUCAUCGGGAACCUGGCCUUCUCGGACAUGUUGAUGUGUGCCACCUGUGUGCCAUUCACCCUGGCGUACGCCUUUAACCCUCGAGGUUGGGUGUUUGGGAAAUUCAUGUGCUAUCUGGUGUUCCUUACACAGCCAGUGACCGUGUAUGUGUCAGUGUUCACAUUAACAGCAAUUGGGGUGGACAGAUACUAUGCUACCGUGCACCCGCUGAAGAAACGCAUCUCAGUCCUGGCCUGUGCUUAUCUACUCUCCGGCAUCUGGAUCCUAUCCUGUGGCCUGGUCGCUCCAGCUGUGGCCCACACAUACCACGUGGAGUUUAGAGAUGAAGGCUUCACCAUUUGUGAGGAAUUCUGGAUGGGGCAGGAGCGUGAGCGUCUUGCCUAUGCUUAUAGCACCCUCUUCAUCACGUACGUUCUCCCGCUCUCGGCACUUUGCAUCUCAUACCUACGCAUAUCUGUCAAGCUCCGCAACUGUGUGGUGCCCGGACAUCACACGCAGAGCCAAGCGGAGGCACAGCGGGCACGAAAGCGCAAAACCUUUCGACUAGUGACAUUGGUGGUGGCAGCGUUUGCAGUCUGCUGGCUGCCCAUUAGUGUCUUCAACGUCCUCCGUGACAUUGAUAUCGACUUGAUUGACAAGCGCUACUUUCUGCUUAUUCAGCUGCUGUGCCACCUGUGCGCCAUGAGCUCGUCUUGCUGUAACCCAUUUUUGUACGCAUGGCUUCACGAUCGCUUUCGAGCAGAGCUGCGAAAGAUGUUCACAUGCCACAGACGGAUUGGGAUUGGGAUACCCGGUAACAACUGUACCGCUGCCAGCGUGGUGCUCUGACAAACAAUGAAACCCAUGAAACCCAUUUAGAGGAGUGUAUGCCACAAGCAAAAAAAAAUGUGGAGUGGUUACGGGUAGACGCACAGAACAAGACAGGCGGUACUUUAAGACACAUGACGUGUCUGUUGGAAGCCUGACCAAAAAUGUAAUUCCAUUUCUACUAAAUUUCUCACACCAGAGCCUUUCUAAUAACGCUCCUGUGAACGCUUCUGGCUCAAAAUUGAAAUCCUCAAUCAAAACCCAGCACCCUCAGAGAGCAAAUGCUACACUGAAACUGGAAGAGUUGGAAUACUGGAAGAGAAUAAAAAAGAGAACCAAAGUCAUUACAGAAAGUCACGAAAAGUAAGGAAGACUUAAGAAUUUCUGGAUCACAAACAAUGAAAAAGAAUGUGUAUUAUCGUCAGUAUAAAACUAAAUCUAAUUAACAAAUGAAAACUCAAUCAAAUAAAUGCAGAAACCAAUGGUUUAGUAUUGUAAAAAAUAUUCUUUGUUUGAGGUUUGUGUCCUAAGGAUAAGGAUCGAUUGAAACAUAAAGAGCAGCACUGGAGGCAUCAUUUUUACAGGAUACUGUAGAGCUCCAAAGUCAGAUAAAAUGCCAGAUUUCCUCCACCACUUUCUUAGGCAAUGUAGUUCACAGUGCCGUGGGACUGGUGUCAUAAUGUAGGAAAUGUACUUAAGGAAGCGUUUUAAUGACUAUAACAUGGUUGUGUAACCAUAUAACCUGUAAUGUUUAUGAGUCAUUGUGAUGCAGAGCUAACGUUCAGCUCUCUACAUAUAUUUAAAUUCCAUGGGUUGUGCAGAUUGGGAUCUUCGGUGUUCAAACAGUACAAUUGCAAUGGAUGAUAAUGCAUCAUAAAUAGAAUGCUGAUUUCCAUGAUGUGAAUUAUAUAUUUCUAAGAUGAACAUCAUCCUAUUUUUGCAGUGUGGUACACUUGUUACACGUGUUCAUUUUCUGAACUUACCUUGUUAAGUGUUAUGGUUUAAUGAUUUGAAGUCAUUCAAACAGAGUUUAGAUUCAUUACUAUAUGAAUUAUUAUUGUUAUAAUCGUGGUUAUAAAUGAUUAUUACGCUUGACCUGUCUAAAUUGCGGAUGUGCAUUGCGGAUGUGUUAUAAGGUUCUACCUGAGAUACGAACGAAUGGAACAUACAGUAAAUGCUUAAAAUGCUGAAGUCAUUAUGUUUUACAGACGAUGGGACGUUUCUACUAUGUAUUCUGAAAACUAGUGGAAAAAAGUCCAAAAGUUUUUUUUAUUUUGAAUGCUGUAGGAAGUGAACAUAUCAAUGGCUAAAUCGUUAAUAUGGCAAUCAGAUAUAGUAAGGAAAAAAAUUAUUUCAUCCCCUGCUGAUUUUGUACGUUUUAUGUCCUGGCUGAGGGAAGGAGGUUGUCACCCAUGAUUUAAUGGUACAUGACCCCAUCCAUCAUCCCUUUGAUGUGGUGAAUUUUUCCUCUCCUCUUAGAAGAAAAUCACCCCAAAAGCAUAAUGUUUCCACCUCCAUGUUUGACGGUGUUAUUCCUCAUCCUCCAAACACAGCGAGUUGAGUUGAUACCAAAGCGCUCGAUUUAGGUCUCACCUGACCACAACAUUUUCACCCAGUUCUCCACUGAAUCAUUCAGAUGUUCAUUGGCAAACUUCAGACGAGGCUGUACUGUACAUAUGCUGUCUUGAGCAGGGGGACCUUGCAGGCCCUGCAGGAUUUCAGUCCUUCAAACUCCACAAGGUGAAAUCUUGCAUAGAGCCCCACCCCGAGAGAGACUGACAACGAUUUUUCUGUUUCUUCCAUUUGCAAAUAAUCGCAUCAACUGGGGAUGUGGUAGCUCAGUGGUUAAGGUGUUGCGCUACUGAUCGGAAGGUCAUGGGUUUGAACCCCAGGUCCACCAAGCUGCCACUGCUGGGCCCCUGGGCAAGGCCCUUAACCCUCAAUUGCUCAGUUGUAAGUCACUCUGGAUAAGGGUGUCUGCUAAAUGCCGUAAAUGUAACUGUUGUCACCUUCUCACCCAGCUGCUUGGUGAUGGUCUUGUAGCCCAUUCCAGCCUUGUGUAGGUCUACAGUCUUAUCCUUGAACAGCUCUUUUGCCUUGGCUAUGUUGGAGAGUUUGGAAUCUGAUUGAUUGAUCAAUUGCUUCAGUGGACAGGUGUCUUUUAUCACUGUCGGGGGGAAUCCUCGUAUCUCCAAAACCAUUAUUUUUCAGGAAAUAAAAAAAAACGCUGUAUCUAAUCUGCAAUGCACAGGGUUUAGUCCGUG
This is a messenger RNA of Tachysurus fulvidraco (yellow catfish), 3571 nucleotides long. RefSeq names its product prolactin releasing hormone receptor 2a (gene prlhr2a). Gene Ontology annotation, cellular component: neuron projection; plasma membrane. The record is from RefSeq and is a predicted model, not a curated record. The transcript is spliced from 3 exons. Gene Ontology annotation, biological process: G protein-coupled receptor signaling pathway. NCBI's taxonomy places the organism in Eukaryota, Metazoa, Chordata, Actinopteri, Siluriformes, Bagridae. Gene Ontology annotation, molecular function: neuropeptide binding; neuropeptide Y receptor activity. Bases 213 to 1328 code for a protein of 371 amino acids.